AUGCUCGGCUUCUUCCUCUCCAAUGACACCGCACCGAAACGUAUGCCUCGCUUCGUCCCCACCACAUCGGCACCCGCCUUGUUCCAACCGCCGCCGUUCGAUUACAACCGCAUGUGGACGCUCGACUGCCGCCAUGGGCGGGUCCUCUGCAGGGCACCGAGAAACGCAGAUAAACUCCUUGUCUGGGACCCCAUCACAGGAGACUGCCAGAGGCUGCCCUGGAACCAAAUCGCCGUCUAUCAUCAGAGCUCCUCCGCGGUUCUGUGCGCCGUGAGUAGCUGCAAUCACCACGAUUGCCACCGUGGCCCCUUCCUCGUUGUCUCCGUGGGCUCUGGCUUUCUCCGUUUAAAUGGUCGCCUACGGUGGCCGCAUGAAGACGUGGGCGUGUGUGUACUCUUCCAAGACUGGGGCAUGGGGGGCACCAAUCUAUCUGGACACAGGAAUGGGGAUGUUGUUUGCACCAACACCAAGACUGGUAUUCUUAUUGGAGAUGAACUCUACUUCAACAUUGCCGAGGAGGCCGGUACCUUUGCAUUGGACCUCAGGUCAGGUCUCAAGAAGAGGAUAACUGAGCUUGUGACCGAAUUCACCAUCUUCCCAUUCAUGAGCUUCUACACUCCAGAUUGUGCUACCAGGAAACUGCAAUUGCCAGCAGACAAAUUAAUCACUGUCAAGCUGCAAUAUUGA
Miscanthus lutarioriparius is the source of this 687-nucleotide messenger RNA. The record is from the annotation of a GenBank genome assembly. NCBI's taxonomy places the organism in Eukaryota, Viridiplantae, Streptophyta, Magnoliopsida, Poales, Poaceae.